This is a messenger RNA of Pteronotus mesoamericanus, 1269 nucleotides long. RefSeq names its product RNA polymerase II, I and III subunit E (gene POLR2E). Gene Ontology annotation, biological process: DNA-templated transcription. The record is from RefSeq and is a predicted model, not a curated record. Lineage: Eukaryota; Metazoa; Chordata; Mammalia; Chiroptera; Mormoopidae. Gene Ontology annotation, molecular function: DNA binding. Gene Ontology annotation, cellular component: RNA polymerase I complex; RNA polymerase II, core complex; RNA polymerase III complex. The transcript is spliced from 8 exons. Bases 94 to 726 code for a protein of 210 amino acids.
AGAGGCUAAGGGGGCCUGACCGGGGCUCGGCGCAGGCGCAAUCGGCGCGAGUCCUGCGGGGCACAGGCGUUGUGAGUGCGAGCCGUGGGAGGCAUGGACGACGAGGAGGAGACAUACCGGCUGUGGAAGAUUCGCAAGACCAUUAUGCAGCUGUGCCAUGAUCGAGGCUACUUGGUGACUCAGGAUGAGCUAGACCAGACACUGGAGGAGUUCAAGGCCCAAUUUGGGGACAAGCCCAGUGAAGGGCGGCCACGGCGCACAGACCUCACUGUGCUGGUGGCCCACAACGAUGACCCCACCGACCAGAUGUUUGUAUUUUUCCCAGAGGAGCCCAAGGUGGGAAUCAAGACCAUCAAGGUGUACUGUCAGCGCAUGCAGGAGGAGAACAUCACCCGGGCCCUCAUUGUGGUGCAGCAGGGCAUGACGCCCUCCGCCAAGCAGUCCCUGGUUGACAUGGCCCCCAAGUACAUACUGGAGCAGUUUCUGCAACAGGAGUUGCUCAUCAACAUCACGGAGCACGAGCUGGUCCCAGAGCAUGUCGUCAUGACCAAGGAGGAGGUGACAGAGCUACUGGCCCGGUAUAAACUCCGAGAGAACCAGCUGCCCAGGAUCCAGGCUGGAGACCCUGUGGCUCGCUACUUUGGGAUAAAGCGAGGGCAGGUGGUGAAGAUUAUCCGGCCCAGCGAAACCGCAGGCAGAUACAUCACCUACCGGCUGGUACAGUAGCCUAGCCACCCUACUGCCCAACAGCCCCUGGGAGACAGACAAAUGGACUGUGACCACCCUGCCCUGGGCAGUUGGCAUGCUGGCGACCUGCCCCACGGGAAUCUGCUCAACCCCUGAAACCUACCCCCAGUUCCUCUGGACCCCAAGGCAGGCUGCUUGGCUUCCUUUCGUGGGCUGAGGACCCCCAUGUCCUCACCUGGACACUGAGCCCUGCCUGCGGUCCUGUGUAAUGGUGUCUCAGGAGGGGAAAGGAUCCUGAGGGGAGGCCAGUGAGCCCACCAGCAACCAGGACAGGUUCUUGCUUCCCCCCGGGCAUCCUGAGCGUGUUCCCCACAAAUGGGACAUGGGUCUGAGUCUCUCGUCAGCCGCCACUUCUUUCUGGCUUCCCAUCUCUGUGCCGCCCUCACAGUGGCCCUGUCCCUGUCCAGGAGUCAACUGUGAGCACACUGAGGGCAGCAGGCCAGGAAAUUAAAAUGCAUCUGGAUUUUGAGUUGGUGUUGAAUGCUGGGCGUUUUAAAAUUAAAGAUAAUUUUGAGUAAACAA